Malus domestica (apple) is the source of this 2856-nucleotide messenger RNA. The record is from RefSeq and is a predicted model, not a curated record. Lineage: Eukaryota; Viridiplantae; Streptophyta; Magnoliopsida; Rosales; Rosaceae.
UCACAGACUGUGAAAUCGUUAACAGAAACCGCGACUUCAGUGGCAGUUAGCGACGGUUAAACGUUUGCCUCCAAAUUCCGAACAAAAUAGAGCGAGGAAGGGGACGAUCACAGUCGAACCCUAAACCCGAACCCUAACCCUAACCCUAAAACCCAAUCGAAAGAUGGAGGAGAAGAGGAAAGAGAUCACGAAGAAGAAGAAGAAGAAGAAGAAGAAGAAGAAGUACGAGUUCGAGUACUGCGUGGUUUGCAAGCUCAAUCACGACCAAGGUCCGAGCCACAGGUACAUCCCGAACCACACCAAGUCCCUCUCCGCCUUCCUUUCUCGCUUCCAGUCCAAGCUCGCCGACGUCCGCUUCUUUCUCAAAAACCCUAGCCCUCUCCGCCCCAAACACGCCUCCUGCAAUCGCCUCUGGUGCGUCUUCUGCGACUCCGAUAUCGGCGAGCUCGAUAGCUCCUUCGCCUGUGGUAAUGCGAUUAAUCACCUUGCGACCGCUGAACAUCUGAAGAAUUAGCAUUUCUUGUGGAAAUACGGUGGAGGAAUGGACCGCAUCGAUACAUUUAGAAUUUCGGAAAAUGAACUUGCUAAGUGGGAGAAGAAGUGUAAUUCACUGAAGCUUGAAGCUGUGCCUUGUGGUGAAGGCUCUCGAGAACCGACAUUUGGACCUUCGAAUGAAAUGAGAAUCAGGUAUCCCAUUCAGGACUCCCUCAAGUUACAAAUGUUGGCUGCUUUCCGCAAGAUGUUGCUAAUGCUUCUUAUCAUGGGGGAAUACGGUCUGGUACAAAUUCCAUAAAUUCAAAUGGUUUAACAGUUAGCAGGAAUACCCAACAUCCUUUGGUUUCUAAUGGUAGAAAAUUCUCAGCUGAUGGUUACUUCGAUAAUGAAAGGGUAAGUUUGAUUAUCCACACUCUUCACUAAAAACAUCUGUUUCUUGUGAUUGCAUUUAAAUGAAUGGCUAUAAAAUCAGAAAACACGUGAUAUGUUUGGUGUAGAUAAGAGAGGGGUCUCAGCAUGGAAGAAUGACAAAAGGGCAGAGCAGUUCUCCAGGUUUUCAGAAUCUCACUCAAAUAUCAUCCUUGGGUCCUAAAGAGGCUAGUGGAAAUGUGCAUACUGGGGCACCUCCUCCUUGGCUUCAAGCAGAUGAAGAAAUUCAGUUUAGUGUUCCACUGAAACCAGUUUCAGGUAGUCUUAUCUCCCUGUCAAAUAAGUCGGAGAAGUCCAAGAAAUUGAAUCCAAACCGUGUCGGAGCAGCUUGGGCAGAAAGGAGAAAGAGGGAGGUGGAGAUGGAAAAAAGAGGGGAAAUUGUCAUGAGUGACUGUGAUGCCAAUUGGCUCACUAAUUUUGGUAGUUUGGCAGUCCGGUAGCCGAAAAGAGUCCAGAAAAGAAUUUGAGUUGGAGAAACACAAAUUACCUAAGGUUGAAAUUCAGUUGAACAUGCCAAUUAAGAUACAGCCUUACGUCAGCAAACGAAUGAAAACUGAUGCGAGUGAAUAAUUUUGCUGUGAUAGUUAUGCAAGUUGACGGUAGCUCCAAUGACAGACAUGUCGGAAGAAUGAAUGUGCAUGUUCUCUACUUUUUCCCUUGAAUUUGGGGGUGUAGAUCACGUCAAAUGGAGCUGGAAGUAUGAAGGCGGGCAGGUAGCACACUUGUGAAAUUCAACCCGAAUUUGAUUAUUAGGCUACUGUACAAAAUAGAGCUGGCAAAAAUUUGUAGAAUUUGAUUGGCCUGUGAUCCUAAAGUUCCAUAAUCUCCCUUUGGAAGAAACUAAGUUCUCAUCACACAGAAACUCCCAGGAAAACCACUUCUCGAUCAUUCGGUCUACGUCAUGCACUACCACAUGCGUAAUGUUUGCAUUUCUUGCUAUCAUACUAGCAGAAUAGAUUGCUGACAUCCUACCCGGUUCCUCUGGUGCAUUCCCGCUCGGUCCAUCCACCACCACCACAUCCCAUUUAAGCUGGUAAACUUCUUGUGGUAAAUUUUUCAAUGCAAGUUGACAUUUUGAUCGUUGAAGCAGUUUUGAGCUGGGUACGCAGUCUGGGUGUUCCCUUGCGUGCUUGAGCAGCCUGUACGCCUCUUUUGCAGGUAUCUGGUAGUCCACCUUGUAGACUCUGGUGGUGUUGGAAUUUGGUUUCAGUGUGCUUAUCUUCUUUUGAUCAUCCUCUAGAAAGACGGUGAUGCCGCCUGCAUUGAUUAAUGACAGAGAUAUAUACUGAGGUUCAAGCCCGAAUAUGAGGAGGUUGCAGGGAGCUUUCUGCGAAAUGAGAUUCAACAGCAGUUGGUAUUCCUUUUUCCUGAGGCCGGAGGUGUUGGCAGAGGCGUUUGUUUCUGCACGAAACUUGGUGCACGUGGAAGAGAAAGAACAUGUCUUUCCAAGAGUAGGAGGAGGUGUAGUUACAGCAAUUCUAACAAGUCUGAGCACCGAAACAAUCGAAAGGAUCAAAACAAGGAAAGGGAUGAGUUUGGUUCUGGAAAAGUUCAUGGCUUUAGAUCCUCUCGAUUGCUUGUGUCUAUGAGGCUGGCACUCUUGUGCUUCUGGUGAGACGGGAGAAGAGAACCGAACCAGAGGAGUUACGAUAGAGCGAAAAUGAGGCACUUCUGGUGGCAUUUUUCUGUCUCUCUUUUCUUUCACCUCCUCUGCAGCCGCUAUCACACCUUGUAGGGAGAUGUCCGGUGGUGGGGUAUUUGAUGGUUGAAGCUGUUAGGCUGAAAGACAGCGUGGUGGCUCACUGGGUGGUUGAGUGAAGACCAAGUAAAGGUUUGCUUUGGUUUCAAGGGUUUCUUUUGUUUUUAUUAGUCAGGUGCGUGGUUGUUACAUAAUAAAACGCUGCGUUUUGGUAUCCAAUUGCUAUUUGUUUA